Molecule: messenger RNA, 747 nt
Organism: Spodoptera littoralis (African cotton leafworm)
Lineage: Eukaryota; Metazoa; Arthropoda; Insecta; Lepidoptera; Noctuidae
Source: the annotation of a GenBank genome assembly
AUGGGUAAAGGAUUUAAUAAUUACAUGUGCAAAAAGUUCUUCCAUCCUGCAUCAAGAGAUAAUUUGAAAAGGGUAUGGAUGGCAGAACAGAAAACAGAAGCUUACAAGAAAAAACAAGAGGAAUUACGUGUUCAAUAUGAGAAAGAGCAAGAAUUACAUGAAAACAAGGCAUUGCUGAGCAAAGAUAGUAAAGAUAAAUUGAGCCUGAAUUUUAUGUAUGAGCCGCCCCCAGGCGUGAAGAAAGAGAGAGAACGCGAAGAUAAUGAACCUGAAUACAAAUUUGAGUGGCAACGCAAGUACAACGCACCCAGGGAGAGCUAUUGUAAAGGGGACAAUGAAAUCCGUGACCAACCUUUUGGUAUACUGGUCCGCAAUGUGAGAUGUAUCAAGUGUCACAAAUGGGGUCACAUAAAUACAGACAAAGAAUGUUCAAUGUACUCCUUAUCUAUGAGUGAGGCUCGUGCCCUGCAAGCGUCUACUUCAGCUCCUGAAGAAGAAGAGGAGAAACCAGAUGUUCCUACACUAAUGCAGCAGAUGAGAGAUACUGGUUUGGUCAUGAAACCUGGAGCUCUACCUCUGUCUGCUACAAAAAUUGAAGAAAAUGAUUCUACCAGCUUCACUGAACAGGACCUUAUCAGUCAACUGACUAAAAAGCAGAAGAAGAAGUUGUUGAAGAAAUUGGAAAAAAUGGAAAAACGGUCCGAUAAAAAGAAGAAAGAGAAGAAACAUAAGAAGUCCAAGCAUUAA